AUGACUUCCUCCCCUGUCGUUAUGGCCCAGGUCAUCUCUUCUUCGAUGCUCUGUUGCGUGGAGGUCAAUAACACUGAGCACUCAGCCGACGCGCCCGAGUGGGUAAGGUUACUCGGCGGUUCUUCCCAGAAGAAACAAGCCGCCCCAAACAACCCCCAGCAGCGUCUGGCGCGCUUUCGACAACGAUACAACCAAAUUCUGUCCCAAUGGCAGAAAACGCAAAACCUUGCCAACGACCGCGAGGCACUGAGCAACAUCCGUCGUGGUUUCCAAGCCCUUACUGCAAUACUCAACGAUGAGUCUCGAUCGCCAGCACCUCACCUGUGCCUCCAAUUCGCCGCCGCACAGCAAAUUUAUACCGCCAUAUCCAAGAUCGCAGCAACGUCCUUCGAUGAAGGGAUUGUGCGGGAUGCAGUGGCAUUCUACAAUGCGCUUAUUGACAGCGAAGAGGAAGACUUCUUGGAGAAUGAUGUCUUCGCGGUGUCCCUCAUGAACUUCAUAAACCGGACGGUAGGAUCUGGUACUAUGGCUGUUGGAGAGGAUAUCGAAGCGGACAUUGUCGAGCUGCUCUUUGGGAUAGCGGCCAAGAUCAGGUUGCAGCCGGGGAUAUUGCCAGUAUGGUUCACUACUACAGCUACCGGCUCUGAUAGUCGGCUUCGAGCCCAGAGCAAUGACUUCGCUGGCGUAACACAGAAAGAAGACUUCCCGCUGUGCUAUCAACUCAUCGAUCACGUCCACCACGAAGGUCGGAUUGGCGACUUCGCUCGUACCGGCUUGCUCUACGUUUUCGAGUCAGCUUCAAAGUCGAUGACUCUUGAGCAAUGGAUAGUCAACAGCGAUCUACCCACCCUCAUGGCGUCGGGCCUUGGCGCGUUGUACAGUCAACUUAGCAGGAAACUUUCUAUUUUGCAUCCGCAGGAUAAUCUUCCGCUUGUACUGUCGUUUUCGGACUACGUGGAGACGCAAGCCAACGAUGAUACUGAGAACCUUCACACCACCGAGUUCCAGAGUCACAUCGGCACGUUCCUGUCGUAUCUCGCGUUCUGGCAAGAUGUGCUUGAGCAUUGCCGAUCUGCAGACGUCAGACAUACGCUAAUUGAUCAUUUCCACGUCCUGUUCCUGCAGCAGCUCCUCUACCCUUCCCUACUGGAGUCUUCAGAUGCUGAUGGUGGGUCUUCCGUUGCCGUGCUCACAUAUCUACGACGGAUUCUCGACGCCCUAGAUCACCCAGAGCUCGUUCAUAUGAUUCUGCAGUAUCUGCUCGCAUUGCCAGACUACACGUCAAUGUCAGGCAAGAUACCUCGCUCGCCAGCUGCGGUCAAGAGACGCCAAUCUCUUAUGCUCAUGAAUCAUGGUGAGAAGGACGACGACCGACUGAAUCCUUCCUUGUUCAACCUGGUAGACUUGAUUCUGGGUAGCACCGAUUCUCGGAACUCACAAACCGUCACUUCAGCAUUGAAGCUAACGACUGUCAUACUUGGGAAGAACCACAGUUAUGGACUGGGGUCAUUGAUCAAAGUCAUGAACGUACAUCACAAGGAACCACACCGAACCGUUGGCGCUCUGAACAUCGAGCUCGAGACCUACUUGAACCUUGCUAUCAGCCUUGCUGGUGAGGAUGGGGUUGAUGAGGCCUACGAGACCCAUUUGAAAGAUAUUCAAAGCCUGCUCGAGAGCCAUCCUUGCUCUCUGAAGGCCAUCUCUCUGCCUCCUACAUCCUCACAAAAUCCUGGCUACUUCGAUUCGGUCGACGCCAGUGGUAGAGAAGUGUAUCAGCACUGCCUGCUCCCGGAAGAUCCGCUCUUCAAAUCAUUGACCGACCUACUGCUCCAUUUUCUGACAAACGACGUGGAGACAAACCUGGCCUUGACGGAAGCGAUCAUCAGCCUUGGAACGUGCUCCCAGCUCCGCCUCGAAGGCUGGCUCUCUGUUGACCCUGCCGACUAUCACUUCGAAGAUAACGUACGCGCGUCUAUCGCUUUCUCGAACGACAGCCUCCGGGACGUAUACAUGGCAAACCGGCUACCAAUGUGGAAUGCAUCAGCGACGCCGCAGUUGCUUGCGUGUAUUCACAACCUUUGUGCACAGGUUGCAGCUCUUCGCGCUGACAUUCCCGACUGGGAUGAGCAUGUCACCAAUCGCAAAAAUGCAUUCCGUUUUCAUGAGGAGGUGCAUGACGCGACGAAGCAGGCGGCAAUGCAGCCAAAAGCAGUCCAACAACUUCCAGAGCCACCCGGAUCAUGGCUGCCGCAAAUACCAAAGCAUGUGCUCGACAGCUCUACAACACCGUCAAGGACACAGUCGCCAAGAGGCCGGAAAGAGACCCUUUCAGAGCAAAGGAGUUCUCAGGGUUCCUCACCGGCUCCAUCGAAAUUCGGUGGCCAAACGCUUGUAGGCUCACCUUCAAGAGGUUUGUCGCCCUUGCCUGCGCCACAAGGCGGAAAACGUCAAACCACCCUGUUCUCAGACAUCGACGCCAACCUCGCUGGGUUCAGGCACUCUGAUCUAUUGAGGAGGCGGAUACGCUUUCGCCGUCCUGCAAAUUCGCAAGACAUCGAAGUCAUGCUGUCAAAGUACCAGCCUCCUCCUAAGGAGCCUUCUGCUGAUGCUACGGCUGGUGCAGAAACAGACGAGGAACAGAACGACAUCCGCGAAGCCAGCCUCUUGCACAUCAUCACGAACGUAGUUGUCCUUCAAGAAUUUGUGUUGGAGCUGGUAGCUUUGAUGCAGAUCAGAGCAAGCUUGUUCAACGAGGUCAAAUUUGCAUGA
This is a messenger RNA of Macroventuria anomochaeta, 2769 nucleotides long. RefSeq lists its product as uncharacterized. Lineage: Eukaryota; Fungi; Ascomycota; Dothideomycetes; Pleosporales; Didymellaceae. The transcript is spliced from 5 exons. The coding region runs from base 1 to 2769 and encodes 922 amino acids. The record is from RefSeq and is a predicted model, not a curated record.